This is a messenger RNA of Chenopodium quinoa (quinoa), 1659 nucleotides long. RefSeq names its product transcription factor TGA9-like. The record is from RefSeq and is a predicted model, not a curated record. NCBI's taxonomy places the organism in Eukaryota, Viridiplantae, Streptophyta, Magnoliopsida, Caryophyllales, Amaranthaceae. Bases 287 to 1042 code for a protein of 251 amino acids. Gene Ontology annotation, molecular function: sequence-specific DNA binding. The transcript is spliced from 2 exons. Gene Ontology annotation, biological process: DNA-templated transcription.
GAACCCACCUAAUUUGAUUAUAUCAUAACAUAUAGUUUUAUUUCAUAUUAUUCCCAUUUAUAUAUCAUAGUCUGUCCUUGAGGCAUCAGCAUGCAACUCAUUUUUGUGGUCGUGAGUUUGUCACCCGUCACCCCUUAAAACUUUAUAAUAAAAUUAAAUCCGAAUACUUUAAAUAGCAACCUCAACCUCAUCACAUCUUAUUUUUAUUUUUAUACUUUAUGUUAUAAAUUUUCUCUUAUCAUCUCUUUUCAGUUUUCACUCACAAAUUAUAUUUUUCCCUCAAAACAUGCCAAGUGGCUCACCGUUACCAAACAACACCAACGCUAAUUACUCCUUUGAGGAGUUCCUCCGCGGUUGGUGCCACCGCUUGGACCGCCUCUCCGCCGAGAUCACCGCCGCUGUCGAUACGAAGGAUGGCAAAGCGAGCCAGAUUGAGGACAUGGAUGCUAGGCUACUAAUAGCGCGAGCUCUCGGUCAUUUUGAGGAGUACUAUGAGCACAAGUCUCGUGCUGCUCAUCUCAAUGGAUUUGCUCUUUUCUCCCCUAAUUUUUGUUCGUCAUUUGAAUGUGCUUUUCUUUGGGUUGCCGGGUUUCGGCCUCGGGUUCUUUUGCACCUCGUCUCCAACUCCGUUCACGAUUUGUCAGCUCAGCAGACUCAAGCGCUUGACAGGCUGAAAAGAGAUACAAGAAUAAAUGAAAAGGCAGUGGAAGACGAGCUAGCAAGGAUACAAGAGACAGCAGCAGCACCACCACUAAUUGAUGCCAUGCGGGAGGCUGCAUGGCUAUCAGAAGGGCAAUCCUUAACAACAACAAAUGAGCAAAUACAACACUUGAAUGCAUCGCUUGAAGCUGUCAUAGCUAAUGCCGACUCCUUGAGGGUGACAACGGGAGCUAAAGCAGCCGAGAUUUUGAGGCCAACUCAAUGUUUGAGGUUCUUGGUAGCUGCUAUGAGACUAAUGCAAAGAAUGAGGAGUACAGGAAUGGAAAGAGAUAAUCUUGGAGGAGACUUGGAUAGAAGUAACAUAAAUAUAUAUAUAGGUUGAUGCUUCAUUUUCGAUUAUUUUAAAAAGAAAAUAAUGCAGCUAAUAUUGAAAUAGAUUUAAAAAUAAUUAUAAAAUAUAUAUAAUUAUAGUUUUGUACGAAGUAUGUUACUAUGAUUGUGACUAGCAUAGAUAAGUUGGAUGAUAAAAGAAAGCCCAGAAAAACAGAAGAAAAGAAAAAAGAACAAACCUCUUGUGAUAUUCCAGAGGGGUUUGUCAUGGUAUAGUAGUACUCCUAUAUGUCCUAUAGUAGGUUGAUUGUUGUUUUUAAGCCUUUGAAAAAAAAAAGGUUUGUCUCAUAUUUUAUGGUUGUUUUUGAAAAAUUGAAAUUUCUUUAUGUUAGAGAGAUGUAUUAGAUUAUAAGGGUUAUGAAAUUAAGUACAAUGUGGGUAUGAUGUAAUGUUUGUGGUCUAUUACUUUGUACGAAACCAAUGUACAAUUUUUUUUUCUCAAAGGAGGGUAUUCUAAGAUGUAUUUUCAUCAUGCCUAUGUAUGUUUAUACAUGACAAAACUUAAUUUAAACCAACAAGAUCAAAAGAAAUAAUAAUUAUAAAAUUGAAUUAUUUAAUAUUGAAAAGAACAACAUCCAAAUUCAGAAUGAUAUAUCAAUAUAAAUUACA